CCCAGCCCAGCCCAGCCCAGCCCGAAAAACCCUUUCCUCGUCGCCUUCAGUGCUCCGGCGAUGCGGCGGCUACCGGUGCGAUUCCUGCGCUCCGCCGCCGCGGCCGCUCGCCGCGCCCCCGCCGCCUCCCACGGAGGCUUUCCGGCCACACCGGCGCUGCAUCCCGCGGCUUCUGCUGCAGCGCCAUCUUCCUCUUCGGCCGACCUCUCCCGGUGGCCGCAGCGGAGGGGUUACUCCCAGUUCGCGAGCGGGUUCACCCCGCUGAAGCCGAAGCCGCUGGAAUCCAUCAUCGACGUCGAGCGCGCCAAGGGCCUCUCGCCCGAGCACCUCGUCGCCGCCUGGGAUGACUAUCAUUUGGGAAGAGGUCAUAUAGGUGCAUCUAUGAAAACAAAGCUGUACCAUCUCUUGGAACAAAGGUCAUCCACAUGUCGUCACUUUGUUAUUCCUUUGUGGAAGGGAAGUGGAUACACUACUAUGUUCAUGCAAGUCCAGAUACCAUACAUGAUCUUCACAGGACUUGAAGACUAUAAAGCAAGAGGCACUCAAGCAAGCCCUUACUACACAGUCACCCAUUACACAGAGUUUGCAGAAACCAAGGACAUGGUGCUUAUUCGAGGAGAUGUUGUUUUCACCAGCAAGCUAACUGAUUCAGAGGCGAAGACCCUGUUGGAGACUGCUCACUCAUUCUACCUGAAUGAUGUGAGGUACAAACUCAUGGAGCGCUUCAACAAAGAGACACACGAGUUCGAGUUCAAAGAUGUUCUUCAAGUGCUUGAUAUGCCAACCAUGUGACCAGUUUAAUUCCCAACCAACAGCAAAUAUGCCGAUAGCAAAUUGCUUUUUGUCACCUCAAUUUGGCACUGCAGAUUGCUUUCUUGUAUCAUCGAAGGCAGUAAGAUGGAUGCACUAGAUAUGCUCCUGACGUCAUUAGAAAAUUUUGGGGAUUGUGCUAAAGCAGAUGUGGACUUGAGUGCCAGGAGAAAUUCCCUAGCUAUUGCCUUUGUUUCUUUCUAGCAAAUUAGAUCCAUAACAACAAUUUCUUGCCAUGAUGUAUUGUCCUUUAAUAAGUUGGUGGAAACAUAAAGUUGUUCGUAUGUGGCAAGGUCGAUGGCAGCGCAAAUAAAAGGUCAGCGUGAGUUUGUGCUGAA
Messenger RNA from Panicum hallii, 1148 nucleotides. RefSeq lists its product as uncharacterized. Lineage: Eukaryota; Viridiplantae; Streptophyta; Magnoliopsida; Poales; Poaceae. Bases 61 to 792 code for a protein of 243 amino acids. Gene Ontology annotation, cellular component: mitochondrion. The transcript is spliced from 4 exons. Gene Ontology annotation, biological process: mitochondrial proton-transporting ATP synthase complex assembly. The record is from RefSeq and is a predicted model, not a curated record.